This is a messenger RNA of Closterium sp. Yama58-4, 612 nucleotides long. The record is from the annotation of a GenBank genome assembly. Lineage: Eukaryota; Viridiplantae; Streptophyta; Zygnematophyceae; Desmidiales; Closteriaceae.
AUGGACCAACGCCAUGACGCCAUGGACCAACGCCAUGACGCCAUGGACCAACGCCAUGACGCCAUGGACCAACGCCAUGACGCCAUGGACCAACGCCAUGACGCCAUGGACCAACGCCAUGACGCCAUGGACCAACGCCAUGACGCCAUGGACCAACGCCAUGACGCCAUGGACCAACGCCAUGACGCCAUGGACCAACGCCAUGACGCCAUGGACCAACGCCAUGACGCCAUGGACCAGCGCCAUGACGCCAUGGACCAACGCCAUGACGCCAUGGACCAGCGCCAUGACGCCAUGGACCAACGCCAUGACGCCAUGGACCAGCGCCAUGACGCCAUGGACCAACGCCAUGACGCCAUGGACCAGCGCCAGCUGCAGCUGCUGCUGCUGCUGCUGCUGCUGCUGCUGCUGCUGCUGCUGCUGCUGCUGCUGCUGCUGCUGCUGCUGCUGCUGCUGGGAGGGUGGGCGAGGACUGCCAAAGCGUCAUGGACUGCCAUAGCGCCAUGGACUGCCAUAGCGCCAUGGACUGCCAUAGCGCCAUGGACUGCCAUAGCGCCAUGGACUGCCAUAGCGCCAUGGACUGCCAUAGCGCCAUGGACUGCCAUAGAUUAA